Molecule: messenger RNA, 813 nt
Organism: Knipowitschia caucasica
Lineage: Eukaryota; Metazoa; Chordata; Actinopteri; Gobiiformes; Gobiidae
Source: the annotation of a GenBank genome assembly
AUGAAUAAAUUUCAAAGAGACAACUGGAGGAAGUACUCCCUUAAGUUUACAGUAAAGGAUGGUGAGCUGUUUUACUGGCGUGGCAUGACUGUGAUGAUUGACAAUUGGAUUGCUGAGUGUGACCAAUGUCAACGUGAGGGAAAGACUCUGGGUACAGUUGCACCACUCCAAACAAUAAAGGUGUCUGCUGUUUGGGAGCUGCUGGGGAUUGACCUAACUGGGCCCUUCCCCAAAACUACUGAUGGCUAUCAGCAUGGGUGCCCGAAACGGAUCCUGUCUGAUCAAGGGCGGGAUUUUGUAAAUGAGCUCAAUGAUUCUCUGUGCUCUCUGCUGGGCAUUGAGAGAAGCGUCACCGCUGCGUACCACCCACAGACUAAUGGGUUGGACGAAAAGACCAACCACAACAUCAAGAGAGCUUUGAUGAAGUUGGUGAAUGAGCAGCAGAACAACUGGGACACAUUCCUUGAUGCCACACUGUUCUCUUUGAGGUCAAAGGUGCACAUCUCAACCAAACACACCCCAUUCCAGUUGAUGUAUGGGCGGGAGGCUGUGUUCCCCUCAGAGGUGCCUGUAGAUUAUCCUUGCAGCAGGAGACAAUCAUGGCACUUUCUUGACCCACCAAUCAAAAACAAGUGGAGGAAAAAUCAAGAGGCUUUUGGAGGAUUUGAAGAAGGGAAAAAUAGCAGAUUCACCAGGACACUGCCAAAUGUGACAGCUACACACCAAUGGAACUUGAGAGUGAGAAGGCGCUUGACAUACAAACAGAACAGAGCAAUGAGGGUAUGCCCCAUUGUACAAAGAAGAGCUAAAUGA